This is a messenger RNA of Fragaria vesca subsp. vesca, 740 nucleotides long. RefSeq lists its product as uncharacterized. Bases 87 to 740 code for a protein of 217 amino acids. NCBI's taxonomy places the organism in Eukaryota, Viridiplantae, Streptophyta, Magnoliopsida, Rosales, Rosaceae. The record is from RefSeq and is a predicted model, not a curated record. The transcript is spliced from 2 exons.
UUUCCAAUGUUUCUCUCUGCUUUUCUGCAGCUGAUAACGGCUAGUAAAGUCCUAGAUCCAACAACUGGUCCACUGUUCUAGCUGCGAUGCAAGCAGAGAAGCAGCAGACAUGGAAACUCACAGUGCAAGCCAAAGCCAAGAAGAGCUUCAACUUCAAAUUCAAUUCCACCCAAAUCGUUCCCACUUGGAAGUUACAUCGAUUCUCUCUUCUGAUCAAGCUCCGCAAAUUUAUCCUCAGAAUGAAACUGAAUUCAGAAACCACAGCACCAUCAGUUUCUAGAAAUUCUAGAAAAAGAAAAGCAACCCUGAAAUCCAAGCUUCUCAGAAUUCUCAAGAAAGUUGGAAUUCCACGCAUCAAGAAUCGAGACCAUACAGACUAUAACCCCGAAUUCCAAUCGCCUCUACUUAGACUGAAACAACAGUUUUACAAGGAACCGUUAUUUGUUGCUACUUUGUGCAUUGGAAUUCUUGUGUUUCUAGCUCAGUUGAUCUUCAGCAUAGUUCAAAAGGGUUUCGGUGUUUAUAGUUUGGCUACCUUGCUCUUGUUCUUAUUUUCUGGGCUAUCCGGUAAAUACAGUGCGGGAAGAAUUCUCAAGUUGCUGGUGAUUCUAAUGGUUGCGGCGUCUGCCAGUUCAUCAGUGUUUGCCUUCGAUAACUAUACGAAGUUUUGCGGGAGAUAUGUCUCGGAUUACAUUGGGAAGGCUUCCAAGUAUGCUGCUCUUGUUUUCAUGAAUCGAUGA